AUCGGCAUGUUAAUAAUAAUUAAAAACAAUAUAGUCAUUUAAAUUCUUAUUUCGAAAUAAGUUAACUGCAGGGCUGGUUCAGAUAUGGAUGCUGUUAUUUUGUUCAUACUUUUGCUAAUUCAAGUAAUUGUUUUGGUAGACGGUCAGUCGUGUUACCUUGGUUAUAACCCUUGUUCAGGAACUGAUUUGUGCUGUCCUGAUGGUUACGUUUGUACUGGGUCGUCAACCUGUUUAUCCAUUGGAGCAAUAGUCGGAGCCUGCAUUGGAGCUAUAGUUGGCCUGGUAUUUUUCAUCGUCCUCAUAUACCUCUGCUGUAGAUCAAAGAAAGGUACAGUUGGAACUGUUAUAACACAUCCGGGUGCCCACACCACAGUAGUAGGACAACAACAGUAUGGACAGCAAGCUUAUGGACAGCCACCUGUAUACGGCCAACCACAAUAAGGAAAAUCAAGCGGGUUUGCAUACCCUGGCCCGGAUCUAGCAUACACACCAACUAAAGAAUAACGUGUGUGCUACAGCAACUUUUCAGAAACUAGACGUUUACUAUAUUUGUCGACAUGCUAUUGAGUGGAUUUUACUUAACUGAUUUACAUAUAUACGUUUCCGUUUUACAGUGAAUAAAACACGAAAAUGGAAAUAUUAUUCUGUUACAUGCUGUCUUAUUCAUUAAUAGCAAAACUAUUUAGAUUUUAUUGCUCUUACCUUUAAAUUUGAAAGAAGAUUUUAUACAGUUUGUUGGUAUACUUUGUUGGUAUCAACCACUUUUACAUUCGAAUAAUAAAAUUCUUAUUCAAAGAUAAAAACAGAGGUUUUGAUUAAAAUUUUAAACUUAUUUUAAAGUGCAUUAAAGUUCAUAAUUCGUCUUAUAACAAUCUUACAAGUUCCAAAUAUUAAUUGAAAUCGUAAAAUAUCGAUAUAAUUGUGUGUACAUUUUUAAUUUGAGUUUAUGUGGAUGGUUAGUCAUCGCUUGAGUUAAAGGCUUAACUGAGUGUUAUGUUUGAUUUACAUUAUCUGUCAUGUUGUAUAUGCUGUAAACUAGGAUUACAUUUUUUUUAACAACAUAAAUAAAUAUUUAUUUCAAA
Molecule: messenger RNA, 1082 nt
Organism: Mytilus trossulus (common blue mussel)
Lineage: Eukaryota; Metazoa; Mollusca; Bivalvia; Mytilida; Mytilidae
Exons: 4
Coding region: 85-441 (118 amino acids)
Source: RefSeq, a predicted model, not a curated record